Molecule: messenger RNA, 5746 nt
Organism: Gadus morhua (Atlantic cod)
Lineage: Eukaryota; Metazoa; Chordata; Actinopteri; Gadiformes; Gadidae
Product: growth factor receptor-bound protein 10
Exons: 17
Coding region: 328-2145 (605 amino acids)
Biological process (GO): negative regulation of Wnt signaling pathway; negative regulation of insulin receptor signaling pathway; insulin receptor signaling pathway
Molecular function (GO): insulin receptor binding
Source: RefSeq, a predicted model, not a curated record
CGAGCGGGGAGUCAGCUGGUCAGUGUGAAAGUGAAUUGAAAGAGCCAAUGCGAGUGCGAGUGUGUGUGUAUGUGUGUGACAGAGUGUGUAUGAGUCACAACCUGAGCGCUUUAGUACUUUGGAGUUUUGUUUUUGCUGCGAUUGUAUAGAUUGUGUAUUUUUGUGGACACGCUCCUCUCAACGACCCGGAAUCAAAGCGUGCCACGGCUCGGGUGUCAUUCGUCGUGCUCCAGCGUUCCCGAGGUAAGCAGAGACGGGUGGAUGCAGUGAUUCCCUGCAGAGAAGGCAGCACCUGAAACGGAGAGGGGGAGAGAGAGCGAGAGCACCAUGGCUUUAGCAGGAUGUCCAGACUACUUCCUGCCGCACCCAAACUACCAGGAAGCAGUGGAUCGGACUCCUGCUCACAGGCCAGAGGAAGGUUUUCAGCGCACAGACAAGCGCACCCAUCAUCAUGAUGAUGACGUGGACCUGGAGCAGCUGGUCAACGAGAUGAACGCGUCGGCGGAGAGCGUGCACGCUGCGGCGGCCGCGUGUGCGGACACCGUGCCGCUGCUACACAACGGCCUCACCCACCGUCCCCACCACCCCCACCCCCAGCAGCAGCAGCCCCGGCCCCGCCCCAGUCUGCAGCAGCAUGUCCCGGGGGGCCACAGCCACGCCCAGCGGCCGCUGCCCCAGUCGUCCAGCCGGGGGGCGCUGCCUCACUCACUGCCCAUGCAGAUCCAGGCCGUCAGGCGGCUCCAGGGAGAGCACCAGGUCCGUCCGUCCUCGCUGCCUGCCAUCCCCAACCCCUUCCCUGAGCUCUGCAGCCCCUCGGGUUCCCCCAUCCUCAGCCCCAUCCAGAUCUCCGACAACCACAUAGUGAAGGUCUGGAGCGAGGAUGGAGCAGGGAAAGUUCUUGAGAUCCUGGCCGAAAUGACGGCCCGUGACGUCUGCCAACUCCUGGUCUACAAGAGCCACUGUCUGGACGACAACUGCUGGACCCUCGUGGAGCAUUACCCCCUGCUGGGCCUGGAGAGGUGUGUGGAGGACCAUGAGCUGGUGGUGCAGGUGCAGCUUUCUAUGGGCAGCGAGGGCAAAUUCCUCUUCAGGAAGAACUUUGCCAAAUAUGAAUUCUUCAGGAACCCCCUGAACUUCUUCCCAGAGCAGAUGGUCGCGUGGUGUCAGGAGUCCAACGGUUCCAUUCCCCCCUCGCAGCUCUUACAGAACUUCCUGGACUCCAGCAGCUGCCCCGAGAUCCAGGGCCACCUCUACCUGAGGGAGACGGGCCGGCGCUCCUGGAAGAAGCUCUACAUGUUCCUGCGGCGCUCCGGCCUGUACUACUCCACCAAGGGAACGUCCAAGGAACCCAGACACCUCCAGCUGCUGGCCGACCUAGAGGACAACAAUAUGUUCACGGCGGUGACGGCGAGGAAGGCCCACAACGCCCCCACAGACUACCAGUUCAGCAUCAAGCCCAGCAAGGCGAGGAGCGAGUGCAAGGAGCUGAAGAUGCUGUGUGCCGAAGACGAACAGAGCCGGACCUGCUGGACCACCGCCUUCAGGCUGCUGAAGCAUGGGAUCUCACUCUAUCACAACUACACCGGCCCGCAGUCAAAGAAGCCCCCCCUCUCGUCAGUGCAUCCCCCGCAGCGAAGCGUGUCGGAGAACUCCCUGGUGGCCAUGGACUUCUCCGGGAGGACGGGCCGGGUCAUCGACAACCCCGCUGAGGCCCAGAGCGCCGCCAUGGAGGAGGGACAGAGCUGGAGGAAACGGAGCCAGCGUCUCAACGUCCUGGGCAGCCCCGGUCCCCUUCACACCCCCUCUCUCAGCGCAGUGAUCCACAGAACCCAGCUGUGGUUCCACGGCCGCAUCGUGCGAGAGGAAGCCCAAAGAAUGAUGGUCCAGCAGGGCCAGGUGGACGGGUUGUUCCUGUUGAGGGACAGCCAGAGCAACCCUAAGGCCUUCGUGCUGACGCUGUGUCACCACCAGAAGACCAAGCACUUUCAGAUCCUGCCGUAUGAAGAGGAGGGCCAGGUGUUCUUCAGCCUGGACGACGGUGCCACCAAGUUCACAGACCUUAUCCACCUGGUGGACUUCUACGAGCUGAACCGUGGCGUGCUGCCCUGCCGCCUCAAACACCCCUGCACCGCCGUAGCCUUGUGACACUACCCCCUUCCUGUGACCCCCUGGACCCCAACUCCCACUCCCCAACACGCAGACACAAACCAACCACCUUAACCUUCUUCCAUCUGUAGACUUUGAAUGUACAGACGCCAAAAUACACACAAACACGUACAUGCAUACGCACACGCAUACACACAUACACACACAUUUUUGGAUAUUUCAGCAUUCCCCAACCCCUUCCCUGGGCCAGAUAAGCUAUGGUGCCCCCUUCCCCCCCUUCCCCUUUGGGGCACCCACCCUUCCACUAGCCCAUCGAUUAUCAGGGAUAGACAAACGGAGACCCCUGUAGUGGGUCCUGGAGAUUUCUGAAAACCUGUGCAGUCCAGUCUGGAUAAGCUGACCCCAUAACCCCUCCUCCGUCCCCCUACCCAACCCAAACAGACCUUGACGUGGCCUCGUGCGCUACAGCACAUGCACCAACACACCCACCCCCACAAACCCACACGCAUAUGUACACAAGACACUUGAUGUGUAGCCACACCGCGAGCCAGGCGACAGCAGGCAUUACCAGAGGAAUGUUUAGCAGGAAGGCCCAGACUGACCUUCCCUUUAGAGUUGAUUCAUUGAUGUCAAUUUUUUUUAUUUUAACGAAUGCUGUUUUAAUUGCUGUUAAGUCAAUGCAAAAGUAGUUUCUCUUGUUUUGCACUCCCGGGGGAGAUAGUAGUGAGCUGUUGCCUCAAUCUGAAAUGAAAUCGUUCAGCUUCUAGGUUUUUUCUUUUCUUUGGUAAAGGGGCGACCACAUCAUCUUCAUCAUAGUAAACCCCCCCCCCCCCCAGGAUCACACGUGAGUGCACCUAAACACUAUGAAAGUGUGACAGUGAAAACGUGUGUGAGUUCUUUCCCUGGGUUGAACUGCUUCUGAGAAAUGUCGGGUUUUGGGGGUUUCUCAGAUUCAACAACGGCAGAAGAAGAUUGUGCUUUGGAAAUUAGAUUUGAGCAAAACUCUAUCAACCCUCCCCUUGCUUAAUAUUCUUAAAAAAAAAUCUACUUUUUGGUUUGACUGUUUAAAAUGUAUAGAGUCUAAAAGGAUCUGAAAGUUUUUCUCAAUUUGUAUUGGGGUUGUGUGUGAAUGUCCUUUCCCCUUUCCUCGAUUUCCGUUCUAAACCUCACUGCUUGCACAUUGUGAAUUUUCUGUUUGGUUGGUGGGGUUUGUGUGUUUGUGCAUGCGUUUUUGUAUGUGUGUUCCGAGGAUUUGGGGACGCAUGUGCAAUUUUUUUUCAAGGAAGGACCCCGGGCGAGGAUAGUUUGAGUAAGCGUGACCACUCCUGCAGUUUCUGCCAGAUAAAAAAAAAAGUAACGUCCUCUUUAUUAUUCUUUACUUUAUUGAACAAAACUUGACUUGAAUGUGGACAAUGUUGACUGCCUAUCCAAACAGUCCGGUUUCGCACGCCUUAUGUGAAAUUAUGAGCCUUUCAAAAGAAAAGAAAAUCAAAACUUGAUCCUUUGCUUUUAGAUCAACAGCUGUCUAGUUUGACAAAAAUUGACAUUGUUAGCUUACCUUUUUUUGUUCACUCCGUUAGAUAACAUGUAAAUAAUAGAAUUGCCUAGACCGCGGUAAACCAACAGAAAUACAUCAACAACACAAGAAAGAAUCCGGAAUGGAGGCCCAGCAAUCAAUUUUGUUGGGAUGCCAAACAUGGCUAUCGAGUUCUAUCUGACGUUCAUGUGACUAGCACACUUGGGAGCUGUGUGUGUGUUUGUGUGUGUGUGUGUGUGUGUGUGUGACAUCACACCAACUGAAACAGACUUACCCGCCUAUCAUCCAUCCUGUGCCAGAUUUACAGUCAAUAGGGUUAGCACUAAGUCGUGGAGCUACCUAACCAGGCUCUCCCGUCUCUCUCCCUGUCUCUCUCCAACCCUGGGCCUCGUUAAGUACUAACCUCACUGACUUUACGGCAAGGCACCUCCACCAAUCAGGCGAUAGUCAGCCAGGACGGACUCCAGGAACUGGAUAAUGCUUGAACACUCCCCACCCCCAGCCCCUACUCCUGUCCAGCCAGUAAGCUACUAGACUGUGGCAAAUGUGUGCGGUUUGCCAGAACUUAAAUAUAUAUAUAUAAAUAUAUAUAAAUAUUAUAACUUUUAAUACAACUUUGUCCUAGUUUUUCUCCCUGUUUCCUUGUUUGGUCCUUGUCAUUUUUGUUUGUAUUUUUCUGUCCUGUGAACACAGCAGUUGGUGUGUGUGGGAGGGGGGGGGGGGGGGUCGUGGUCCUGGCCCACCACAGUCGCCCAACCUCCUAGAAGGGGGAUCAUCCUGUUUCUUCCAUACAAAGGAAGCCCUCUUUUAUCAUUUUUACACCGCACUCUUGAUUCCCCUCCACCCUUCCUUAAUCACUGUGCUGUUCUACACACCAGUAGUCACACAUGGUGUACAAUGUUUUUUAGCUUUUUUUUCAAUUUCUUUCUUCUAAGUAUGUGAAGCAACAGCAAAGACGUAGAUAUCACACUGUACCUUGGUCACCCAACACACAGAUCACUAUGCACGGGCCGCUGUGAUUGUGCUCAAAUCUCUGUGUAAAAAGAAUGAAGAAUGAUAUUUCUUUUCCUUUUUUUUCUUUGGGUUGUAUGUGUAUAUUGACAUUAUUGUAUAUUUUCUUUUUUUUGGCCACAAAAUUACAUUUUAUAGAAAUAUAUAUCAGAAAAAAAUAUACCACAGUAUAUACAGUAUUAAAUUAAGCUUAAUUUUGUUUUUUAAUGGUGAUCAAACUGGAUUUUAUUAUUUUCGGUUUGUGUUCGAACUAUUCAAUAUGGCUUCCUAGACUUCCAAGAUUCUGAGGCCGAUUGCUUUUAGAGGCUCGCAAAAUAUCUCCUGUGAUUCAAUCUGCCAGUUUCAAUUCUCUUUUUAGUUUAAUCCCGGCUUCCUAUUUGUCUGGAAUUCGGAGCAUUGACACACGUUGACCCCCCCCCCCCCCCCACCCACCCCCCACCUCCACCACCACCACCACCAAUGCACUACUACAUUGUAGCCCUAUAUUAAGUGACAAACUAACAGAAUUAGUUUACUCCACAUUUUCAGCUGCAGUCUGUGGGUACAAGAUUGUUUCUGGAACUUAUUCUUUGUGUAUUUUCAUUGUAGGUAUAGGCCCAUCAAUUUCAGCUGGUGCCUCUUUUUUUAUGAAGUGUUCCGAUACAGCCUCUAGCCAGCCUGCUAGAUUUAUCUUGACGUGAAUUGCAUACACGCAUCAACAUUGGGGAUUUUUCUAUAUAGGACGCACCCCCUGCCUUUAAUAGCAAAAACAUCUUGAUUUCAAGUACUUAUAAGCUUUUUUUUUUUCUUUUUUAAGUGAUAUCAACAUUUCAGGGAAUUAAAAGUAAUAUUAAAUGGACCAUAUUCAGUGAAACAAAACAAAAAGUGUGCUUCACCUGAUUCUGGGAAAAAAAAUGUCUGUAUGGCUCCUGAAUUUAUUAAAUGUGUUCUGUUCAGGUAUUUUUGUACAAAUAAGGGACUGAUAUAUUCUCUGUUUAAUGGAAAUCAGAAUAAAAGACCACAUUGCUAUGAAACAAAUAACCGGUGCUUUGCCAGGUGUGAUCUUUGCUACCUUUCUUUGCUACACCAACAAAUAAACAAAUUGCAAUAACA